UAUUCAACCAUGCCAAGGUAAAUUCAAUAUUUAAUUCUAGGGCACCUUUAAAACAAAAAUAUAUAUAAUUCAGAUGGAGAUUUAUGUGUCUUUAUGGGAGUAUGAACAUCAAAACAUGCCAUUUACAAUUGUGUCCUACAGCUCAAGACCAACUCAGUGGCACAUGUUUGCAGUUUCUAUUUUCACACUUCCUCUGUAUUGUCUAUUCUUACACCUCGUCUCGUGCGUGUAAAGACAUUCUGAUCAAAAUAUACUGACGAAGUGCAUUGUGUACUUAAUGUAACAAAAAUGUCUCUUCGAAGCUUGUUGUUGGUCGCCAUCGUUGUGUUCAUCACCACAGAAGCUGUUUCAGGUGAAGGUGUGAUGAAAGCAGUUGAUGAUCAAAUUUAUUUUCGUUCAACCAACUUUGUUCCUCCUGUCACCAGCAUCAUCUGGAAACACAUAAACACUUAUGGAUAUGUUGUCAAGGCGAUUGAAUGGGAUGAAGGAGAAAUUCUAAUCCCGAAUCCCAGAUUCAGAGGCAUUACAACUGUUGAGGAGAAGACUGGACAAAUGAAUAUAACUAAUCUAAAAGUUGAACACAGUGGAGUUUAUACCAUUGACAUCAACAGUAAAGAGCAGCAACAGAGAUUCACAUUAACUGUUAUGGAGCGGGUCAUCAAACCUGUGAUAAAAACAGAGAAGAGUAAAGAUAACCCUGAUGUUGUGAAUUUAAUAUGUGAGUACAGUGAAACGAUCAUCUUGAAGAAUUCUGCUGGAGAAACACUGACGGGUUCAAAACACCAUCCGAAAGGAGAGACUUUAGAAGUCAAAAAUGAAGGAAAUCGUGGAAACUUCUACACCUGUACACUGAAGAACGCAGUGAGUGAGGAGACCAGUGAUCCGCUCUAUGAGAGAGAUCUGGAGCGGGUCCCCAAACCUGUGAUAAAAAUAGAGAAGAGUAAAGAUAACCCUGAUGUUGUGAAUUUAAUAUGUGAGUACAAUGAAACGAUCAUCUGGAAGAAUUCUGCUGGAGAAACACUGCGGGGUUUGAAGAUCACUCCAAAAGGAGAGUCCAUCACAGUCAAAAACAAAGGAAAUCCAGAAAGCUUCUACACCUGUACACUUGAUAACGGCGCAAGUGAAGAAACCAGUGAUCCGGUCUAUGAGAGAGAUCUGUUUGAAGAAGCUGUUUCAGAAAUGACAGUGAUUGACUGAUGCUCAUCAUGAACCUUGUGACUCUUCAAAGCCACACGUGGAUCUUCGACACAUUUGUCUGAUCAUCGGCUCUAAAUCUCAGCUUUACUGAAUCAUCUGGAGCUCUGAACCGUCUGUGCCUUCAUAAAUUUCUGAAUAUAUGAAUCUAACAUAUGCAAAUACUUUGUUUUCAUAGUGACAAGAUGAGAAUCUCUAUAUAGUCUGUAUUUUUCAUUUGCUCUUUCAGUUUCGGUUGCCAUGAAUUCAUUCAACCGGUCAAUGCGAUAUUUUGUCAUAUGACAUUUUUAUGAAUAUCUCUAUCCUGACCCUUUUAAAGAAUUAAUUCUGUGAUAACUGAUACAUGAACCUUCUGUAAAAAUGAAAGAGAAAACAUUUGCAUUUAUCAACUUUUUUCUUGUAAUGAUUUGAGUUUCUAUUGUAUUUCUAUAGCUAAUAUUAAUUGUAGUCUUUGCAUUAAGGAUCGUUUUUAUUUACAUUUUUUGAAAACCAAAACAAGUCACUAGAAUACUGUUAUCUCGUUAUUGUGGCAAAAUUUUAUUUUCACAAAGGUUUCUUUAAAAAACACCUACUUUUCUAGAGUUCUUAUGCAGAACAUUAAAUCAAAUCACUAAGAAUAAUUCAUAAUAAAAUAGGAGAUAUGAUGAGAUCUUUCAUGUACCAUAAAUGUUAGCUUUUUGGGGUUUUUUUGUGCCAGCUUUUGUCUGAUAUUGUUACAUAGUACUAAGAUAAGUGUAUAUAUUUGAUAUACA
Molecule: messenger RNA, 1946 nt
Organism: Megalobrama amblycephala (Wuchang bream)
Lineage: Eukaryota; Metazoa; Chordata; Actinopteri; Cypriniformes; Xenocyprididae
Product: SLAM family member 9-like
Exons: 6
Coding region: 289-1197 (302 amino acids)
Source: RefSeq, a predicted model, not a curated record